Messenger RNA from Dreissena polymorpha, 2554 nucleotides. Its product is annotated as meiosis 1 arrest protein-like. Bases 104 to 1810 code for a protein of 568 amino acids. The transcript has 14 exons. NCBI's taxonomy places the organism in Eukaryota, Metazoa, Mollusca, Bivalvia, Myida, Dreissenidae. Gene Ontology annotation, biological process: spermatogenesis; meiosis I; male meiosis chromosome separation. The record is from RefSeq and is a predicted model, not a curated record.
CGUGCUGGGACUUUCUGACGGAGGUGGUUUCUUAACCUUCACCGAUAAACAUUUUUCCGCGCCAAAUGUCAAACGUUGCUGCAGAAGUUCACAAACACAAACUAUGACAGAUAGAGUGCGUUAUUUAUUAGGGAAACAGCCAGCACGUCUGUUGCUGAUCGACCAAUCAGCCCCUAUAACUCCCGACAUAGGAGACAAUCUGUGUCUUGCAUUAGAAAAUGUGCUUGCCUUGGCAUGUAAUUUCACUGGACCAUCAAGGAUGCCUUUUUUCAGUGUCAUGGUUCUUCAACAUUAUCAACCAGAGGUAAUCUUGCCCUUCUCAUAUGUAAGGAACAACUUUCAUCGAAUACAGACAGCUCUAAAUGAUGUCCACUUAAGAAUAUCGGAGAGUGUCAACGCCUGCAAAGAAGCUUCUCCUAGUUACUUUCAGGCUAUUGCAGAAGCUUGUCUGUUGUACAGGAGACAGCUCCAAUCCACUGCACAGCCAGGAGGGUUCUGUCAGCAGUUGGAGAUUAUACUUCUCACUUGCCAGAGCUCUAGUCAUGUCCAGCGUCUUGUGGACACUGCAUUGGCUUCCAUCGACACACAGUAUUUGAAGAGGAUACAGGUGGUGAGCCUGAGCUGCACUGGUGGGUGGGGUAUGGAGGACGUUGACCUAGAUGGCAGCCAGUCCAGCCUGCACUCCAAUGACUCCAGCAACGCCAGUCUGAGCAGCCUCAUAGAAGUGAUCAACAUGGAACCAGAGGUUUUGUGCCUGCAAAACUUGUUCACUGGCUGGUUGGUUGACAUGGGAACAGACAGCGAGCACCUGCAUAUCCUACUGCCACCUUGCCUAAACAGUGGUAAUGCAGGUGUUCCCCUCAUCGUGAAGUGUGAUGUGCAUGAAAGGGUUUUCCAGCCUGCCCAGUUGCCAUUCUACAAUCAAUUUACUAUUCAUGCUGACUCGAGCUCUAUGAAGAUGGUGUUUCCCAGUACAAGCAAGGCCAUGGGCAUAUCUGUACCCAUAUACCAGUUGCAGGUUACCUCCCUCGUACCAGUGACAGCAGUGUGCGACUCAAUCGUCUUCGAUAUGCCUUUGGUUGCUAAGGCAACAGCCUGUUGGAAGAUGGAGUGGGAUGAUUUGGAGAAGAACCACCAGUUACUCAUAGCACUCUGUCAGGCAUUGGGCAAAGAGGAGAAGGCCAUGGUUGCCAGCCUCCUUCCACCCAGUAAACCCUCACAUGCUGUGAGCCAGCCAGACACAAUACCACAGGGUCGCUUUCUUCUUGUUCCCUUUUCAGAUGGUACCCUGCUUGUGAAGGCUUUGGCUACACAGGAGUUAUUGUUGCCAUAUCAGCCCAGUCACAAUGUUGGCAGUGUAACCCAGGAUACUCAUGAUCUAAUAAGUGAAUCACUUCAACAGUUGGAAACCCUCGAGAGCUACAACCCCCUGGACCAUAGUGCAGGCCUGUUUGAGAGUCUGAAAGGCAUGGGAAGGAACCUGUCCACCCAAAUGCAGCAGAAACGACCCUUGGAAGAGUCCUGUCCACUGACCAAUAAGAUUGUUGUUAAGGGUGGGAGACCAGCUAUGAAGCCGGCAGUGGUAGCAACUGUCACACGGAAACAUAGUGAGCUGGCUGAUACACCACUAACAAAAAGGAUUGAACACAAAACUGGCUCUGGGGCACCAAGAAGGACUCUGUACACACAGCCCCACAGCAUGUUUUACACAGAGGACAAUGCUGCAGGAGGCACCCGUCAGCAAGCCCAUAUAAACGCCGGUCAGAUCAGACACGGGCCCUCUGUUGUGUCCUUUCCUAGUACACUAUGACCAAUAUCGCCUGUACAUAGGUUGUAAAAUUUUAUCUGACUGUUAAGGAUUAUAAAUUGGUUCAAUUUUUUUUCCACAAUACCAGUUGUUGUUGUUGUUGAAAAAAAACAUAUUUUUGUCCAUGCUGUGUUUGUAUUUUAUUUUGACUCCAUAGCUUUCUAGCACUUAUCUACCAUAUGAUGUGAUUAGUGCAUGACCUAUGUUUGACAACCUUUGGUCAAGGUUACAACUCAAGGUCAAAAGUCAAAUAUAUGUACUUAUGUCUGUAAGAUUUUCAAUAUUUUAAUGUAACUGCCGCAUUCACUCUCCAUGACCAGAUGUGUUUCCUGUAUGCAUUAUCCUUUUAUCAAAAGUCCAAGUCACAGUUGAAAGUCAAAGACCACACAUUUUGUUGAACCUUAUUUUCUUACAUCUCACAGCUAGUUAUCUCAAUCAAUCUCAAAAAGUCCUUUUAGUUUCAAGUCAAUUGGCUGGGCAUUUUUUUAUGUGUUUGGUUUGUCAAUCCUGUGUAAUGCUGGUAUGUUAAUCAGCUAGAUUUGCAAUUCUAUUUUUGAUCCAUAUACUGAAGUCGACUCGGAUAAGGUUGCUGUUCUCCUCUAUAACAUGUAGACACUAAUGCUUUGCUAUUGAAGUUGUACUUGACAAAUUUUAAUGUGUGCGACAUAAGUGUUAUUUUUUAGGUGGCUGUUAUGUUGUCUGUUUACGAGAAUAUAUUCAUGACUAUUAAAACAAACAACUAUUUUU